GUCGCAACAGGUUGCAUCUGACAUCUUUCAUCUUCCGUAAUUUUCGUAUUUUUUCCCUUCUGCGAAUCCACCACUCCUUCAUGGCGAAAUCAUCUGCUUUAUUUUGUUAUUCCAAUCUCUUCCCCCAUCGAUAGACGCGCUCCCUUCAUGCUUUAGAGCUCGCCGAUCGUGUCGAGUUAGUUGUGGCCCACUCUAGCUCCCAGCUACGCGGCGAUAACGACAGCGCCCCGCGACAAGAUGUCCCACGACAACCAAGAAGAGGCUCGUCCGAGCCACUCGUCGAAUACCCGCGUGUCCUUCGAGCCUCCGACUGAGCCUGCCCCCGUUCGCCAUGUCCGCUACAACCUCACCCUCGACACCGAGAACCUCUCGCCGCCCGCGUCCUCGCAGCGACGACCUGGUUCGAACGCAGAUGGCCAGCGCGGCUUCGACCCAUCGCCCAUCCUGCGACGGCGAAUGACACGCGCGGCGACCUUCAAGAACGUCGAAGACUACGAUGAGUUCGACAAUACCUUCAGCGCCAGGCCCGGCUGGCAGCCCGGCUCCGAACCAGGCUACGAUCCCCUGCUGCCCGACGGCGGGCACGCGUCGAUGCCGACCCUUAGUGCGCCCUGCGAGAUCUCCGUCGUCGACUUUUCGCACGAGAAUAUGGUCAAGAGCCACUUCGAGAACGAGGGCUUCAUCAAUUUCCUCGAGACCCCCAAGCCGGCUUGGGCCAAGUGUCGGUGGAUCAACAUCAAUGGCCUUAGCUGGGACGUCAUUCAGGCUGUGGGAAGCAAGAAGGGCUUGCACAAGUUGGCGCUGGAGGACUUGAUGAACAUUAGGAACAGAACAAAGGCCGAUUGGUACCCAAACCACGCCUUUAUCGUCUUGACACUGCAGAAGCUUGUCCACCUGGUCGAAGACGACUCCGACUCGUCCGAUUCCAGCAGCACCUACUCGCACAAACCCCACGGCGCCCUCAAAGACUCUAUUAAAGACUUUUGGAGGAGUCGCAAAGUGUCUGAAGACAUGGAGAGGGAUGUGUUGGGCGACAUCACGGCAGACGUCGUUGGCGAUGGUCUGCAAGAGACUUCCAUGAUUCGCACCCUCCAACGGUACCACUCCUCUGGAAACGAGGCCCGGACUGAAUUCAUGGAGGCCCAUUCGUCUCUGACACCGUACAAGAUGGCUAUCUCUGCCGAGCAAGUCUCCAUUUUCCUCACUUCUGACAACACUGUCAUUUCUUUUUUCGAGGUUUCGGCUGGAGACGUGGAGCGGCCGAUUGUGACCCGGCUCAGCACGCCUGGGACAAUCCUGCGAGAAUCCAAUGAUGCAUCCCUCCUCGUCCAAGCCAUCAUCGACGCCAUUAUCGAUCUGGCUAUCCCCUUGACGUCGAUCUACUCAGACAUCAUUAGCGAUAUCGAGCUUGACGUCCUCACUGCACCAAGCAUGAGACAGAGCAAGCGGCUCUACAUCUGCAUCAGUGAGAUCAACAAGAUGCUGAGCUUCCUCAACCCAAUAGACAAUGUGGUCAAUGUGCUACGGGACCACAAGACGUACCUCACCCAUGACCAGGCGAUGAAAGAGCUGGAAAAGCCGGCCUCUGGCGUGAUCGUCACCCCUAUGACGCAUACAUACCUUGGCGAUGUCCUGGAUCAUUGCAUCAUGAUUACUGAGGCUCUGCAGCAGCUGAAGCAGUCUUCCGACAACUUGAUUAGUCUUAUUUUCAACACCAUCUCGGCCAACCAGAACGAAUCGAUGAAGCAGCUGACGACAGUGACCAUCAUUUUCCUGCCAUUGACUUUCAUCACUGGAUUCUUCGGGCAGAAUUUUGAGGGGUCGUUCCCAGAAAUCCACUACGGCAUCUGGUACUUCUGGGCAUGUGCUGUCCCGACCGUGUGUGCCACCAUCUUAAUUCUCAUGCGAGACAUGAUACAUGCCUGGCUGAUCCGACUCGUGCAAAGGAAGCACAUUGGGUCUCUCAGAAAGAAGAAGUCGAAGACGAAGCGAAAGCUUAAGAUGAAGCUCAAGGUUUGAUAGAGUGGCAUUGAAUGCGAUGAAUGGACAUAUACAUGCAUUGGCUUGGUGUGGCGAUACCCUGGCGUUGGAUAGGUAAGCGAGUCACACAAGGAAACGGGAUUGGGUAAAAUAUACUUGCAGGAUAUUUCAGGGCAAAUAAACAUCAGUUGCCUUGCAUCACAAAGAUAAUUGAAAUUCUCCUGAUCAUGG
Ilyonectria robusta is the source of this 2211-nucleotide messenger RNA. RefSeq lists its product as uncharacterized. The transcript is spliced from 3 exons. Gene Ontology annotation, molecular function: cobalt ion binding; cobalt ion transmembrane transporter activity; magnesium ion transmembrane transporter activity. Lineage: Eukaryota; Fungi; Ascomycota; Sordariomycetes; Hypocreales; Nectriaceae. Gene Ontology annotation, biological process: metal ion transport; transmembrane transport. Bases 238 to 2019 code for a protein of 593 amino acids. Gene Ontology annotation, cellular component: membrane. The record is from RefSeq and is a predicted model, not a curated record.